AUGUUGAGGUGGAUGUGUGGUCACACUUUGAGGGAUAAAAUUAGGAACCAGAAGUUUAGAGAGAAACUAGGGUUUGCUCAUAGUUCUGCAAAGAUUCGCGAAAAUAGAUUAAAAUGGUUUGGACAUGUACAGAGAAACACUUUUGACGCUCCUGUGGGUAGAAUAGAAAGCAACAUAGUAGAGGGUAAGAGGGGUCGAGGAAGACCUAGAAGAAAUUGGGAGGAACAUAUAAAAAUUGACUUGCAUGAGUUACACCUCUCUAAGAACCUGACCAGAGAUAGGGGUAGUUGGAGGCGCCUUAUUCAUGUCUUAGACUUUUGA
This is a messenger RNA of Amaranthus tricolor (Joseph's coat), 321 nucleotides long. RefSeq lists its product as uncharacterized. NCBI's taxonomy places the organism in Eukaryota, Viridiplantae, Streptophyta, Magnoliopsida, Caryophyllales, Amaranthaceae. The transcript has a single exon. The record is from RefSeq and is a predicted model, not a curated record. The coding region runs from base 1 to 321 and encodes 106 amino acids.